GCAACGCUAUUUCUGAUACAAGCCAUGAUGCCAUUGGCCUUCUUGGCCACCUGGGCACACUGCUGGCUCAUGAUGGGUCAAGCGCUGAUCAACACCCUCAAGUCCAUUUCUUCCACAGCCUUCCAGCCACUCUGCUCCAAGCCUGAAGUGUUGCCUGGGACUGUUGCAACCAAAGUGACGCUGACCUGACACUUGGUCUUGUUCAACUUCAUCCAUAUUUCAGCCCAGCUAUCCAGACUCUGUAGAGCCUUCUUACCCCCAGGCAGACUGACGCUUACUCCCAGCUUGGUGUCAUCUGCAAACUUACAUACUGUGGGUGCACUCAAUCCCUUUGUUCAGGUCAUUAGUAAAGAUACUUAACAGGACGGGCCCCAGUAUUGACCCCUGGGGAACACCACUCAUAACAGGUUGCCAGCUGGAUUCAACUCCAUUCACUACCACACUGGGCUCUGCCCUCCACACUCAGUCCUUUACCCAGAGCAAAGAGAGUACUGUCCAAGCCACAGGCUGCCAGCUUCUCCAGGAAAAUACUGUUGGAGAGUGCCAAAGGCUUUGCUAAAGUCUGAGUAGACUAAGUAGACGGUCUUUCCCUCAUCCACCAGGCAGGUCACUGGAUCAUAGAAGAACAGGUUGAUCAAGCAGGAUUUGCCUUUUGUGAACCCAUGAGGCUGGUCAGGCCUCAUUCCCCUGUUGUCUUGCACAUGCUGCAUGAUCUCAUCAAGACGAUCAGCUCCAUAACCUUUCCUGGCACCGAGGUCAAGCUGGCAGACUUGUAGUUCCUCAGAUCUCCUAAGGACCCUUCCUGUAGCUGGGAGUCACGUUGGCGAGCCUCCAAUCCUCUGGGAGCUCUUCGGUUGACCAUGAAAAGGCAGAGGCUGCCCACACACAGGGCCAUUGUCUGGGUGCUCUCCCCAGCACUUGAGCUCUGGUCACAGUUAGGCUCACCAAGGAGCACUCAUGCAGUAACAGACCGAGGCUGCAAAUCUGCGAGCUUUCAGCUCUGUCAGGGCUUCAUUCACGCGAAUGUGGGUAACACAAGUCUUACAGCAGGGGAAACCGCGCGUGCCUGUGCAGUCUGACGGAGCCCCGAGCCUCGGCUCAGCAGCACCGCAGCGCCUCACCGGUCGCAAGGCGCCGCCGUUCCGGCGCUGGGCCAAGCGAAAGCGAUUCUCUGAGCGCCCUCGGAGCGCCGUGGGACGGCCCGCGGCCUGCGCCGCUCCCGCCCCGUUUCCUCCAGCAGCGCGGAGGAGGCGGGCCGGGCCGGCACACGGCGGGGGAAGAGCAGGGCUCUCGACAUGUCGGGCGCGGAGCGGCGGCGGGCGGCAGGCCGUGUCCAGUUGGACAGCAAAUCUACACCAACCACCACAGAUGGAAAUCAGAACAUCACAGAAGUGGAUGCAUUUGACAUAAGACAAACAUUUGACCCUGCAGAGCAAUACAAAAUGAACCAUCAGAGAAGAGGAGUUGCGUUAAUCUUCAAUCACGAGCACUUUUUUUGGCAUUUAAGGCUGCCAGAUAGACGUGGGACUUUGGCAGACAGAAACAAUCUGAAACGCAGCUUGACAGACCUUGGAUUUGAAGUCAGAAUUUUUGACGAUCUGAAAGCAGAAGAUGUGCUGCAGAAAGUUUAUGAAGCCUCUCUGGAUGACUACAGCAAUGCUGACUGCUUUGUUUGUGUGUUCUUGAGUCAUGGUGAGAAUGACCACGUCUACGCAUAUGAUGCCCAAAUCAAAAUUGAGACGAUCACAAACAUGUUCAGAGGAGAUAAGUGCCAGAGUCUGGUAGGAAAGCCGAAGAUAUUUAUAAUUCAGGCAUGUCGAGGUGAUAAACAUGAUGACCCAGUUCUCGUUCAGGAUUUAGUAGACAGCAAAGAUGAAACCACUGUUAACCAGACUGAAGUGGAUGCAGCUGGCGUCUAUACCCUGCCGGCUGGUGCAGACUUUAUUAUGUGCUAUUCUGUGGCACAAGGUUACUUUUCUCACCGUGAAACUGUAAAUGGCUCCUGGUACAUUCAAGAUUUAUGUGAGGCUCUCAGGAAGCACGGCUCUUCCUUGGAGUUCACAGAACUUCUUACUGUUGUUAACCGGAAAGUUUCUCAUCGCAAAGUGGAUAUGUGCAGAGAUAUAAAUGCUAUAGGAAAAAAACAGAUUCCUUGUUUUGCUUCAAUGUUGACAAAAAAAUUGUAUUUUCACCCAAAAUCUAAGUAGCUUGCUACUUAAUAAUGACAUUCUUUAAUGCUCACCACAGAAGUGAGAAAACUACCAUCUUAGAUCAGGAGAUUAAUACUCUAUAAGAUUAUCUGCAAAAACACUGGGAUCAAACCUUAUAGUUUGUAUAUGCAAUAGUUUCAAAAAUCUUAAGGCAAAUUUAAAGCUAAUAUUACAGCUCUGUUCAUCUCAGGGAAUUUGGAAAAAGUUUACUGGUGCUAGAUUAGUAAGAGGUGCUCAGAUUUUAUUGAAAUUAACUUUUAAGGAAAAAGAAAGAUUUGUGCUCAAUUUACCUGUUUCAUUAUGGCACAUUUUUUACUAUUUCCAAAACUUUUUAAACACUGUAUUAGGUUAGCUUCUCUUGCUCCAAGAGUACAGUUUACAGGAAAUAUACUUGUAAGGCAUCUUUUUUAUAUCUGUGUACAACAGUAUCCACCACCUAAUUUUUAUGCAUUUAUAUAUAUAUAUAUAUAUUUUUUUUCCCUCUCAACACUAAAAACGUACUUAAUUCCUUGAGUACAGUUGUAGUUCUAAUGCAAAUAAAGGGCUUCUUUUACUGGCACAUAAUUUUCAUUUGUGGCACAAUUAAAGCCUGUGGUGCUUUGCAUCCUCAGAGGGAAAGAAAGCAGUAAUGAAAUAAGGCAAAUAUCUUGCUUUGGAAAAGCAUGAUUUUGGGUACAAACACACUCUUUGACAGGGGUAAACUUAUCUGCUACACAUCACUAAAGCAAAUGAUUUAUACGGUUCAGGUUCACUUGCCACUUUUCUAGAUAUCUUUAGGCAGCUCUCCAGUAUACAACAUAAGCAAACCUUGGUUCUUCAGAGGUAUUGGUGUUGGACCAGACUCUGCCUCCUCUGGGCUCCAGAGAUCAGCUGUCCACUGUCAUUUUGUAUACAGAACUGAUAGUAUGCUUGCCAUCAUAGGAUGUUUCAGGUUGCUACUACUGUAGCAUUAGUAACUGCAAUACUUAAUAGAAGCAAUUUUUUAAAAAAUUAGGUUUUACAUUAUUGGUAUAUAAUGCUUAACUCUGGUGGACAGAGAACUCAUGCUAAGGAAAGUUAAUUCAUUUUUCUGGGUAAAAAAUAAUUGACUUACUGGUUCUACUUUAGUUACAUCCUUUCAUACACUGUGUUCUGAGUUAGUAUGGCUACUUUGAAGCUCUGAGUAAAUCAUGUAUUUGUGAAUGUUUUUGUAAGUUCUUUCAAUAAAAUGCAACAGUAAAACAAAUAAUUUUAGA
This is a messenger RNA of Phasianus colchicus (ring-necked pheasant), 3445 nucleotides long. It is a transcript of the gene CASP6, whose product is annotated as caspase 6. Gene Ontology annotation, molecular function: cysteine-type endopeptidase activity. Gene Ontology annotation, cellular component: cytoplasm. The record is from RefSeq and is a predicted model, not a curated record. Gene Ontology annotation, biological process: apoptotic process; proteolysis; positive regulation of neuron apoptotic process. NCBI's taxonomy places the organism in Eukaryota, Metazoa, Chordata, Aves, Galliformes, Phasianidae.